Molecule: messenger RNA, 4498 nt
Organism: Phragmites australis (common reed)
Lineage: Eukaryota; Viridiplantae; Streptophyta; Magnoliopsida; Poales; Poaceae
Product: protein SEMI-ROLLED LEAF 2-like
Exons: 20
Coding region: 1194-4139 (981 amino acids)
Source: RefSeq, a predicted model, not a curated record
CAUGGCAAGAGCACGGACGAGCAGAGAGAAUGAGAGAUAGAGGAAAGUCCAUUCUGCCCUCCGUCGCUCUAGGGGAGGCGGUCAGACAUUGGACGUGGAAAGGGGAACAGUGAGGGCGUAUACGUAAUUUCAGUCACUACCCUGCAGGCCGAGGCUGCGAGCCCGAGCUGCCAGCCUUGUGCUGUUCUGCAUCGUCCGACGAGGCCGACCUGUGACUGCACACGCGCAGAAAAGAGGAAACAGAACGUGCCUUUUCCGGAAAAGCCCCCCGAAAUAUUCUCGCCUCCUGCACACGCGCGGUGGAAGAAAAAAUCGCGACGCCCCUCACCGCAGCCGAUGAAUUACAGCGAGUGAGGGAGGCGACCGUUGCCUUUCGCCUUAAACUAUCCUGUCCCCCCGCGCCGCUCCAACGCCCGACAGGCGGCGACACGGCUGGUGGAUUGAGCCAGCCGGCGCGCGGCGAUCUCGUCUUCCAGACUCCAGGAGUUGAUCUGAUUGAGCGGCCUUUCUUGGACUCUGCCGUUACCGAUUCGGUCUACGCGGCGAAGUUUGGAGAAAAGGAGCGGUUUUGUCGUACUUUAUUUGGCUCUUCACGCGGAUUUGACUCAGGAAAUUGGUUUUGUUUAUCUCGGGUUGAAGUAGAUUUGGUCAAAGUCAGACCGACGUAAGAGGAAUUCUUCAGCGGUCUCGAUUUGGUUUGGAUCCGAAAGAUUUUAAUUGGCUACACGAAAGGGAGGAAGGCCCGGUCAUUGAAUUGCCUGCUGCUAAAUUUUGCGCUGUUUGAUCCAGCGGCGGAGCCACGUUAUGGCCCGUGGUGGGUGCAUAGGCACCCGAUCCAAAAACACUGUUAAUAAUGGAUAGCAUAAACAGUAAUUUGCUGUUUAUAUAAUAAAUAGUAAGAGGCCGUGCACCCUGGUUUGGCUACUGGCUCCUGGUUUGAUCCCAGUUGGAUCAAAGGAGAGUUUAGUUCAGCGUACCAUCCCAAGAGUAGGACAGUAAGAGAGUGACCAAAUUGUUGGAGUUCUGCUGAGAAAUGUUCAAUCGUGUUGUUUGAGCCCAUUUGUUCCAAAUUUUUGGUUUUUAGGGGCUACAAGAGAGUACCAAGGAGGAAGGGAUCAGGACUCGGGAGUAGCCGAGGAGCUUUGAUCCGUGCCUCCAUUGUCGGUGGAAUCAAAGACUACGACCGGAGGAAAAUGGGGGUGAUGUCGCGGCGGGUGCUGCCCGCCUGCAGCAGCCUCUGCUUCUUCUGCCCCUCGCUGCGGGCGCGCUCCCGUCAGCCCGUCAAGCGGUACAAGAAGAUCAUAGCAGAGAUCUAUCAGCUGCCACCGGAUGGUGAACCGAAUGAUAGAAGGAUUGGGAAACUCUGCGAUUAUGUCUCGAGAAAUCCAGCACGCAUACCAAAGAUCACAGAGUAUCUUGAGCUGAGAUUUUAUAAAGAACUGAGGCAUGAGAAUUUCACUUUGGUCAAAGUUGUGCCAUGCAUCUAUCGGAAACUUCUAUGUUCAUGCAAGGAGCACAGGCCAUUGCUAGCCACAAGCUCAUUAAUCAUCAUCCGCACUCUUCUUGAUCAGAAAGCUCAUGAUGAGUUGCGGGUCCUGGGUUGUCUAAUGCUUGUCGACUUUCUAAAUGGCCAGGUCGACAGCACACAUAUGUUUAAUUUAGAAGGUUUCAUACCAAAACUUUGCCAAAUUGGUCAAGAGCUAAGGGAAGAUGACAAAGGGCUCUGUCUUCGAUCUGCUGCACUUCAGGCUCUUGCUUCUAUGGUCCAAUACAUGGGUGAUCACUCGCAUAUUUCAAUGGAACUUGAUGAUGUUGCCUCAGUGAUCAUAAGUUGUUAUGAGGCUAAUCAAACUCUCUCAAUAAAAGAGGUUGUCAGACUUCAAGAUGACGAUGAUUUGGUCAUACAUGGGAGCUUGGCAGUGUUACCAGUGUCUGGGCAAAAUUGUGCCAAAGUGGCAUCUGAUACAAUGGCUACAUCUGAAAAUCCAGCUCAUUGGUCAAGAGUAUGCUUACGUAAUAUGGCUAAUAUUGCAAAGGAGGCAACGAUAGUACGGCGCGUUCUUGAUCCUCUUUUCCGCGUUUUUGAUAGCCAUGACUAUUGGUCUCCUGAAAAUGGGAUUGCCCUUUCUGUUCUACAAGAAAUGCAGAAACUGAUGGACAAAUCAGGGCAAAAUGGACAUCUGCUGUUAUCUUUCACUAUAAAGCACAUAGAUCAUAAGAGUGUUGCCAAGAAACUUGUCAAGCAAAUCAGCAUUGUAAAAGUUGCCUCACAUCUUGCGAAACAUGCAAAGUUAAAGGCAUCAGUGACAAUAGCAAGUGCGAUCAGUGGCUUAAUAAAACACUUACGCAAAUGUAUGCAUUUUGCUAUUGAAGCAUCAAAUGCUCAUGCUGAUGUUGACAAGUGGAACAAUGCACUUCAUGUGGCCUUGGAGGAGUGCCUAGUGCAAUUGACAGAAAAGGUUGGGGAUGUUGGGCCUAUUCUUGACAUGGUUGGUGUAAUGCUUGAGAAUCUCUCUCAUUCUUCUACCCUCUCAAGAACAACAAUUUCAUCUGUUUAUCGCACAACACAAAUAGCAGCUUCUGUCUACAAGUCAUCAUACAAUCAGAAGGAAUUUCCUGAAGCUUUGUUUCACCAGCUUCUCAUAGCAAUGAUGCACCCAGACAAUAAGACAAGAAUUGGCUCGCAUCGUGUUCUGUCCACCAUUGUUGCACCUUCACUGCUCUGUCCAUGGUCAGCCAUGAGCUUUCCUAUCCCAAUGAAGGACAAUGGUUCGCAGAGUUUACUUUUGUUGGCCCUCUCAGCUUUCUCUUCUGAGACUAUAGUCAAUGAAAUGGGGACCAAGAACAGGAUCCAGGAAUCCUUGCAGAUAAACGAGAAAUCAGAAGCUCUAGUCAGUACUGAGAAUGGAUACACACAUACAGAACCAAAUACAAGGCAGUGUCCUGGGAACCCAUAUCUUGCAUCAUUCGAUAACCAGAACCUAAAGUUUAUGAAGUUGAACAGCAACCAGAUUGUUCUUCUUCUUUCAUCUAUUUGGAGCCAAGCAUUCCUGGAGGAUAACUCACCUGCAAAUUUUGAAGCAAUGGGCCAUACCUACAGCAUUGCUUUGUUGUGUUCGAAAGCAAAAAGCUCCAGUCAUGUGGCACUAGUUCGCUGUUUCCAGUUGGCAUUCUCUCUAAGGAGGAACUCCCUUGGCCAAGAAGAUGAUUUGCAGCCAUCUCGUAGGAGGUGUUUGUAUACGAUGGCAUCGGCAAUGCUCAUCUUUUCAGCAAAAGUAGCUGAUCUUCCCCAGAUAAUUGCUCUCGUGAAAGCAGCAGCGCCAGAAAAAAUGGUUGAUCCUCAUCUUUGCCUGAUGGAUGACUGCCAACUCGUAAAUACCUCUGUACUGUCAUUUAAUAGUGAGAUGGUUUAUGGUUCUGAGGAAGAUGAAAGUGAUGCACAGGCCUUUCUUUCAGCCAUAAACAAGGAUGAUACAGAGUUAAUAGAAAUUGUGAUGUCCCACUUUAGGCAGAAGUUUGAAAAUUUACCAGAGAAGUUUCACGGGAUAGAAGAACAACUUCAAGAGUUUUCCCUGGAUGAUUCAUUUCCUCUUGGUGCUCCGCUAUUCAUGGAGACACCACAUUCUUGUUCAAUGUAUGCAGAAAAGGAUGACCACUGUUUUGAUGAGGAUGUUGUUCCUUCUGAGCUAGAUGAUGACGAUGACAUCUUUUUUGAACAUAGUGGAUCUCAAUCCGACAGGAAAACAUCAGGUUCUAUGGCUUCAUCAGAUGUUCUAACCGUCAAUCAACUAAUACAAUCUGUUCAUGAUACAGCAAGGCAAGUUGCUAAUGUUCCAGUUUCUGCCAACCCUGUACCGUACGACCAAAUGAAGAGCCAGUGUGAAGCCCUGGUUAUGGAAAAGCAACAGAAGAUGUCUGUUCUCUUGAGCUUCAAGCAUUCGAGGGGCGACUCCCAUGGCUCAGCCGGGGUGGAUGGACUGGUAACCAAUGAGUCAUCUUUGCGGUCCGAGCCUGAGUUGCAAUCGACAAGGAAUGAGCGCAUGCGACGCAGUGAUUCGGCAUCUAGCGAAUCCGAUCGUUCGUUCAGGCUGCCACCUGCUAGCCCAUAUGACAAGUUCCUGAAAGCAGCUGGACGGUAGACUGGUGAUUGAGCCGAAGUUGGCACUUCAGUUUUCAAGCCUGUAUACAGAAAAAGCUGACAAGUUACAAGUCUCGCAAGUUAUUCCUUCGCACCGUUUUUUACUCCCGUUUCUGGGAACAUAUUCUCUCGAGUGUACAUUUUCUCGACAAGUUGUACAAAUUUCUUUACUGUCGAUGAAAACCAGAAUAAGUUAAGUGUAUAGGUAUCUGCAUGUUCAUGGAUCAUACUGCAUUUUUUCAUUUAUUUGUCGUGAAAAAAGAAAUGUCACAAUCUUGCCAUAUUAUUGUUGAAUCCUUGGUCGCGAGAAACAUCCACUUGCUUGAAUUGUCGCAACCGUAAAUGGGAAAAUUGACUAUA